Fraxinus pennsylvanica is the source of this 420-nucleotide messenger RNA. Lineage: Eukaryota; Viridiplantae; Streptophyta; Magnoliopsida; Lamiales; Oleaceae. The record is from the annotation of a GenBank genome assembly.
AUGCACUCUGAUAUAUCUGUGGAUUUAUGUGUAGAUGCAUCUUGUACUGUCUUUCGAGAGUUCCUCCACGACAAGGUUAAGCCACAAGUUGUUCAUCGUGAUGUCCGUGCAAUGGGAAGAGUCGCUAUAAUUGAGUACAUUGAUGAAACCUGGAAGCAGAACCCAUUACUCCCUCAAGAUCCUUUUGAAAGAGCAAAGUUACGCUUCUGGGGUAAAUUUGCCCACGAAAAGUGCAUGGCAUCAAUGACAAACGCAUUCUCCAAGGUUGGUGAGGAGCAGGAAAAAUGCGUAAAAGAGGCUUGUGAGCAUUUGAAGACCUUAGAAAGUGCACUUGAGGAGGGGAAACGCUUCUUUGGUGGCGAAACAAUUGGAUUUGUAGACAUUGCUGCGGGUGGAUGGGAUGCUGGGCUAGAAUUGUAG